AAUACUUGUUUGAUUACCUAAACUUCCGCGAUUUGCAUUUAAAGAUGAAUAAAAUGUUUUUGGGAUUUCUCUUGCUAUAUGCAAUCUUCUGCUUUUUGGGCACCUCAGAAGCAGCUGUGGCUUUUGGUGUUUUUAAGGAUCCCGCCCAUCCCGGCAAAUGUGUCGUUGAAUCGCUAAUUUUAAGUCCGGGUCAAAGUGGUCGCCAUCCGUCUAUGUGUGCUCGUGUGAACUGUUUAGAGAACAGCGUAGCUCAAAUACACACUUGUGGCGCUGUGGGUCUUCCACCAGGCUCUACCUUUGGCGACUUCAAGAAUCCUAAUGCCGACUAUCCAACUUGCUGUGAUCGCCAUAUUAUUAAGGCCAACUAAGAGACCCUUUUUGUUUGUAAUAAAUUGAUGUGUGAAGAUUAAAAUCAAUAAGAUACAUAUAAGUACAAACAAGUAUGUAUGUAUAUCUGUAUGAAUAUAAAUGAAUCCCGAGUA
Messenger RNA from Drosophila willistoni, 482 nucleotides. RefSeq lists its product as uncharacterized. The record is from RefSeq and is a predicted model, not a curated record. Bases 45 to 368 code for a protein of 107 amino acids. The transcript is spliced from 2 exons. Lineage: Eukaryota; Metazoa; Arthropoda; Insecta; Diptera; Drosophilidae.